This is a messenger RNA of Alexandromys fortis (reed vole), 3685 nucleotides long. It is a transcript of the gene Znf438, whose product is annotated as zinc finger protein 438. Lineage: Eukaryota; Metazoa; Chordata; Mammalia; Rodentia; Cricetidae. Gene Ontology annotation, molecular function: sequence-specific DNA binding; DNA-binding transcription factor activity, RNA polymerase II-specific. The coding region runs from base 1025 to 3427 and encodes 800 amino acids. Gene Ontology annotation, cellular component: nucleus. The transcript has 8 exons. The record is from RefSeq and is a predicted model, not a curated record. Gene Ontology annotation, biological process: regulation of transcription by RNA polymerase II.
GCCCAUGGGAGAGUUGCCCCUGUGACCCUGGCGGAGAACCCCUGGGCCUCUGGAGGAGAACAAGUGUCUUUUGCCAAACGUGCACAAGUUUUAGUGACAGGUGAGGGGAGAAAGGCAGUGUCUGCGGAAGGACUACGUAAGAACCCUUCCGUCCGCCCCAAGCCCGGGCGAGAGUCUGAGUUGUUCUCUUGGGUCUCCCCCGUUCCGUGGACCCGGGACCUUCUCGCCUCAGGGGCUGUGUGAAGAUGGUGAAGAGUGGCCGCCUAGGCGCGCCGGUCUGCGAAGCCCACGAGCACAAGGCGGCAGGCCGCGUGCGCUUGCGCGCCGCUCUGGGCAGGGCGGGACGGGGCGUCUCCCGCCGCUCGCUGGAGGCGGGGCCUGGGCCGGUGCACAGCGCCCGCGGGCUGACCUCGUUGAACGCCGGCCCGUGACGUCACCCCGCCGUGACGCGUACGCAGUAGGAAAACUAUAAAGAUGAAUGUCAUGCAUCAUCCAAUAUGAAUGUUUUGGAAGAAAGAAGACACUUGCUAAGUCAGCUUACUUCAUCCUGGCAACUUCAGCAGUAAUUUCAGCCAGUUUGCAUUUAAUGGAAGAAGACCAUUGUCUGCUCAUGUACAUGUCUAAUUCAUAAUAGUUUAUAUUCUUUAAAGUCGAUUUGUCAAAUGUAUUUGAAUGAUGACUCUCAAGGCCCUUGGAGUAAUGGGAUCAAGACAGAUAUGAACCCUGCCCUUGUAGAGUCUUGAGUCUGCUGAGGAAGAUACACAUUAAAUUACAUCAAUAUAAGUAUGAUCUGUAUUGGGAGAAGAGAACUAAAUUGUACAAAGGCGAUAUAGCAUCUCAGAACUUCAGCUCAUCUGGGUUAAAACAUAGGUGGGAGGAGUAAACAGAACAGAAUGCUGGGAGGAAGAGGAAGUGAGCUCAGAGGCCAUGCUCCCCUCUCCCGGGCAGAUGCAAUGAAGCAAGCCGCCAGGUCAAACAUGCUGAAUCUUUCCCGAAAGUUACUGUUCAAGUCACAUACAUCAUAAUGCGGAAUUCUUCAUCAGUACCACCAAAAGAUGAAGAUGAAUCAAACAUUCCUUCUGGAACAGCACAGAGUGGGAAAAGUUUACAGAAUAAGAGUCAGUUUAGGACCAUCGCACCAAAAAUUGUGCCUAAAUUCUUAACAUCCAGAGUGAUACCCUGUCCUUCCUCACUUUCUGACCAAGGGAGUCUGGCUCUAACCUCCAAGCCCCUGGGCAUACCCACCCAGAACUAUGCUCUGAUGCAGGUGGCUGGCCAGGAGGGGACGUUUUCUCUUUUUGCUUUGCCAAAUGUUGCCUCAGCUCAGCCAGUUCAGAAGCCCAGAUUGUCCCUGCAUGAAAACCUUAAACUGCCUAUUCCUCGAUACCAACCACUAAGUAACAAAGGGUUAAGAAAGAAAGAGGACCUGAACUCUCCCAAGAGUGGCUGGAAUGAACCUUCUGGACGACCGCAGACAUGCCAAAUGUCCCCUUCCCCACAAGCCCGUCCUGAACUGCCUCACAAGACCAGCCCAUUGAAGCCAAUGCCCACUUUCAACCCUUACCCCACCAUCAAGACAGCUACACUGACCAGUAGUAUUGGCUCAGGAGAUUUGAAUUCUCUAGUGACCAACAGUUGUGGAGACGUGAAGCUUCCUGCCAUCCCAGCGUGCUCUACAGAGGAUUCCUCUUUUCCACAGAAGCUCUCAGCAAUCCUGCAGAAGGCAGACUGUGCCAGGAAGGAGGCGCCCACUAAUCCUGCUAUUGCUGGUGAAGAGCUUAAAGAACAGGUGGCUCCUGCAUGCACUGUCCUCAGCAGUGUGAUUCAGUUGGUCUCUUUAGUACCGAAGGGGAAACUGCCCAUCCUACCCUUCUCAAGAAUGAAAGCCACAGAGGUGGGCAAAGUGGAAUCAGAUGCUGAUUAUGCCAAAUUAUCUUCAUCUGGAUGCAGGGCACACUGUGAUGAGAGAUUGUCCAUCACAGAAAGGUUUGAUGCGGCCACCACAUUACCCAGCAAGAUGACCGCUCUGCAUCGGCCAAACCAGAGUGCUUAUGAAAGUGCCUUCUGUCCUGUCACCAAAUUAGAUCUCAGCCACAAAGUAAAACCCAGUAUUGGGGCACCAAAGAGAAGAGGGAGAAAAUGGAAAGUGCCAGAUGAGAUUUUAGCAUUGCAGGGCAAAAGGAGGAAAUACAUUAUUGGUCUGUGUGGAGAUGGUGCAGAAAGGGGGAGAAGCAGUCCCCAAGAGCCCAGAGACCAGAAGCCCAAGGCUGCUUCAAGAAAAUAUCGUAGUAUCAUGCCUAAGCCUGUGAUCGUCAUGUCUGCUUGGGCACCCCUGGUGUCUCCUGCAGCUGCCCUGCAGUCCCCAGCUCCCAGCAACCUCAGUCAGGGUGUUCUACUGAACAAUGCACUGCCUCCAAGAUGUCUUGGCUCCAAGCAAAGUGACAGCCCUACCCCUAAGCCCAGUUCUGUGCUCAGAAACGGAUUCUCUGGCAUUAAGAAGCCCUGGCACAUGUGUCCCGUCUGUAACCACCACUUCCAGUUCAAACACCACCUUCUAGACCACAUGAAUACACACACCAACAGACGGCCUUACAGUUGUGGGAUCUGUCGUAAAGCCUACGUCCGUCCCGGCAGCCUGAGCGCACAUAUGAAACUUCACCAUGGGGAAAAUCGCCCUAAGAAACUAGUGUGCUGUGAGUUUUGUGCAAAAGUGUUUGGUCAUGUCCGAGUCUAUUUCGGCCAUCUGAAGGAGGUACACAGGGUUGUGAUCAGCACAGAGCCCUCCUCCAGUGAACUGCAGGCAGGAGACACACCAAGGAGCAAGGACAGAGAUGCCUGCGUGCAAACACCCGACAGCCCACUGGAGAGGGAAACCAAGUCAAGUUUGGAAGAAGAUUUCCUUCUCAACCAGGCAGAUGAAGUCAAGUUGCAAAUCAGAUGUGCCCGUUGUCAGAUCACUGCUCAGUCUUUUGCUGAAAUUAAGUUCCAUUUGCUUCAUGUUCAUGGGGAAGAGGUCCAGGGCCGGCUUCAGGAGGUGUUCUCACCAGGCAGCAGGGCGGGUGCUCCCCACCAGAAGCAGCACACUGAGAAAAGGAAGGAAGUGAAGCCUUGUGCCUCUGCAGAGGACUCCCCAGCAUUUCCUAAUGUGAAAAGACAGCCACCCCCUCCUCAGAGCAGGGAGGAGCUGUGGGCAGAAAGUGAAAGUGCCCAGUGGGGAAUGAACAGCCCACAGCCCCCCACCAGGCUUCUCUGGUCCCAUUCAGGCUUUAACUGCCUGCUCUGUGCCCAGAUACUGGGGAGGAAGGAGGACCUGCUUCUCCACUGGGUACACCAGCACAACUGUGAGGAGCCUGCCAGACUCUGGGCUCUCCUGGGUGUAUUCUCUCACCAGGGAGCUCCUGAGUUCCCCAGUGAAGUAAGGCAGUGACACUGAGACCACCCAGCUGAAGAGGUGUCACACUAUGGCCUUUCCUAUGUUCUGUUCCUGUUAGAUUUAAUUAUAAGGAUCCAGUACUCCAGGGCCAGCACAGUGUCCAGAGGUAAUUUUUUGUGCAUAGUUUUGUUUUCUUAAGAAAGGAAGGAUGUGCCCUGGAUGCAUUUUCUAACAUAUAUUGUCUCACCUUAAAACUCCAUGCAUUCUCUAAUAUCGUAGACUUUAUCUCAUAAUAAAGAAAAGAUUCAAGAA